This is a messenger RNA of Acaulospora morrowiae, 393 nucleotides long. Lineage: Eukaryota; Fungi; Glomeromycota; Glomeromycetes; Diversisporales; Acaulosporaceae. The record is from the annotation of a GenBank genome assembly.
AUGAUUUUUACGACAAUUCGCCGUACUGUCAACGGCACGUUUCUGCGAAAACUUCCCGUUACCUCCCAGGGCUAUCUUGCCAUCUCAAGACAACAAGUUGCACGAUAUAAGGCUGAACCACCGAAAUAUUCAGUUGAUGACCCUCAAAUUGGAGAUUAUCCAAACCUGCCCAUGGAGUCUAGGUUAAAAAGACCACCGCUGGGUUGGUGGGAUCAGCAGAAUAGGAGAGACUUUGGUGAACUGCUCCACGAAGAAGAGGAAGCGUUAAGUGUAUGGGGUUUCGAUGUUUAUGGUUAUGAUCCUUCUACGUCCUUAAAACAACUCUCCUUAUUUUUCUUGAGCGUUGGCGUUUUAACGUAUGUCGUCGCAAAGACUAUGCCGGAAAGACCUGCU